Olea europaea var. sylvestris is the source of this 1649-nucleotide messenger RNA. Its product is annotated as probable lactoylglutathione lyase, chloroplastic. NCBI's taxonomy places the organism in Eukaryota, Viridiplantae, Streptophyta, Magnoliopsida, Lamiales, Oleaceae. Gene Ontology annotation, cellular component: cytoplasm. Gene Ontology annotation, molecular function: metal ion binding; lactoylglutathione lyase activity. The record is from RefSeq and is a predicted model, not a curated record. The transcript is spliced from 9 exons. Bases 172 to 1245 code for a protein of 357 amino acids.
CAUUACGAUGAUCACACUAUUGUAAAUAGGUUGGAUUAGAAAUAGUAUCAAUCAAACAAACAAACAGAAUAAAGUAUUAUUCGCAUUCUUUACUUUCUUAUCGAUAUUUCUGCAAAAUUCUCACAUUUUCAUUCUCCACACUGUUUAUACUAUACAUAGAAAGAUACAGCGAUGGCAAGGGUAAUCCCUAUGGCGUUAUCAAUUAGACCCUCGCUCUCCUCUUCCAGUUCUCGCUUUGUUGUUUCUCGUUGCUCGCCCCCUUAUCAUCGCAUGCUGAGUUUAUCACAUCUCAGCAGUGCGAUGCCUCAGUUUCAAUCCUUCGGGCUUACAACUUCAAAGUUAUUUAGAGGAGAGGGUGGCAGGAUAUCAGUUAGUGCUGCUAGAACUGUGGCACAAGCAAGUACUGCUACUACCCAAGAAAAUGUCUUAGAUUGGGUUAAGAAAGACAAGAGAAGAAUGCUCCAUGUUGUUUACCGUGUGGGGGACAUGGAUAGGACCAUAAAAUUUUACACAGAGUGUCUAGGGAUGAAACUGCUUAGAAAACGUGACAUACCGGAGGAAAGAUAUACAAAUGCGUUUCUCGGAUAUGGUCCUGAAGAUUCUCACUUUGUGGUUGAACUCACUUACAAUUAUGGGGUUGACAGCUAUGAAAUUGGAACUGGUUUUGGCCAUUUUGGAAUUGCAGUUGAUGAUAUAACAAAGACUGUUGACCUCAUAAAAGCUAAAGGUGGUAAAGUUGCCCGAGAACCUGGUCCUGUGAAAGGUGGCAACACUGUUAUUGCAUUCAUAGAAGAUCCCGAUGGUUAUAAGUUCGAACUUUUGGAGAGAGGUCCUACACCUGAGCCUUUGUGCCAAGUAAUGCUUCGAGUUGGAGAUCUUGAUCGUUCUAUUGAGUUCUAUGAGAAGGCUUAUGGCAUGGAGCUUCUUCGCAAGCGAGACAAUCCUGAUUACAAGUAUACGAUAGCAAUGAUGGGCUAUGGUCCUGAAGAUAAAAAUGCAGUAAUGGAGUUGACAUACAACUAUGGGGUUACUGAAUAUGAUAAAGGAAAUGCUUAUGCUCAGAUAGCAAUUGGCACAGACGACGUUUAUAAAACGGCAGAUGCAAUUAAGCUCUGUGGUGGAAUGAUUACCCGAGAACCUGGACCACUACCUGGUAUUAAUACCAAGAUUACUGCAUGUCUGGAUCCUGAUGGUUGGAAGACGGUUUUUGUUGACAACAUUGAUUUUCUUAAGGAGUUGGAGUAAGCACUUGGUACAAAGUUGUCAUGCCAAUCCCCCUGAAAAGGGUCAUAUGUAGAGAUUCACUAUGCUUCCUCAGUUACAUUGCUCUCUGGAAAUGUUCCUUUAGAAGCAUAUUUUUACAGUUGGGCUGCAUGAUGCAAAGUUUGGCCGAAUUUUUUUCGCUGCUCCAUUUGAGCGACAAAAAUUAAUCGGCCAUUGUGCCAAUGCAGGAAAAGUUGGUCAAUCUUUUUGUAUAUUGUAUCAUUUUCAUGUCAAAUGUUGAUCAAACUUAGUCCUUAAUGGGAUCAUGAAACCAAUAGCAAGCACAUGUAUAACUGUUUGAUUACUGUUAUUCAAGAUUGUAGCUUUUUUGUAUAGCUCCAAGGGAAAUGGUUUCAAUAAGCCACUCAGAAAUUUUUUACUCUUCA